This is a messenger RNA of Macrosiphum euphorbiae (potato aphid), 576 nucleotides long. The record is from the annotation of a GenBank genome assembly. Lineage: Eukaryota; Metazoa; Arthropoda; Insecta; Hemiptera; Aphididae.
AUGUACGUGGUCACUCUUUCCUGCAAUCCAACCAACAAGAAAAUAUUCAAUCUGACAUCAAUCUUCUACAUCUCAACCACAGUUGAACAAUUUCGAGCUUCUGGGCCCUCUCAAUGCUUCAACUGCCCAAACUUCGGCCACUCAUCAGCAAACUGUAAAUACUCCGCCCGCUGCGUCAAAUGCAGUGGUGCCCACCAAACAAGGGAAUGCACCAAAACCGUAGAAAAACCUCCAAAAUACUGCAACUAUGGAGGAGAACACACAGAAAACUUCAGACAAUGCCCUGUUUUCCUAGCUCAAAUGACCCUCAAAUCCAAAACAAACAACACAGCAGCUAAAUUAUCAUCACCAUCCAUUACGGAAAAUUCUACACCAUCAGUUAAGGAACUCAGCAAUUCAACCUCCUCUUGUGCAUCAACUACUGAAAACUACUCGGACAAACCUAACAGCAAUUCCAAAGAUUCACUGACCAAGCUUCUUAAAGAUACGGUACAAAAAGUAUCCUCAUCCACAGAUAUUAAGGAAACAAUCAUGUCGGCCCUCUCAGUCAUGGUCAUGAUUAUCCAAAAUGUCUAA